GCCAUAAGCAGAAGCACCUGACAAACACAUCUCUCUCGUGAAGAAAAUGUGAUCCGCGCAUGUUUAUACAAUAUCGGUUGAUAACUGUUCUGUACUAAGGUUUAAACGUUAUUACUUUUUAAGGAGGAGAUCGAAACAAAACCCUAUCUCAGUGUGACAAAACACAGGCUGCCCUAGAUAACUGACACUCGGCAGGUUCAAGGUUCCGUUUUUCAUUUUACUGCGACCCCCAGUAUCUCGGAAUUCUUGAGUUGCGUUUACUUCGAUCUUCAGGCAUGAAGUGGUGUAUUUUCGGAAUUCUGGUUUCUUCUCUUAUGAUAAUCUGCUUUGGUGCCGUACCGGAACUGGAUACAGACUGGAAUCUAUAUAAACAAGAAUACAGGAAGCAGUAUCUCUCGGAAACGGAAGAGUCUACCAGACGAGAGAUUUGGGAAGAAAACCUGGACUACAUCAAUCAACACAAUGAAAAGUUCAACAAGGGCGAUAAGUCGUACCUUAUGGGUUUAAAUGAAUUUAGUGAUUUGAGCCACGAGGAAUUUGUCCAAAAAAUUGCUGGUGGUUUUACACCACGUGAAGAAAAUGUAUCAUACUUAAAAUCUCAACCCGCUUCUAACCUAUGGGAAGACACUUCCGGUCUGCCGUCUGAAUUAGACUGGAGAGAAAAAGGUUGGGUUGGGCCAGUUGGCAAUCAGUUUUCUUGCGGUUCUUGCUGGGCAUUCACGGCAACAGGUGCACUGGAAGGUCAAGUCAAGAACAAAACUGGAAAGUUGAUAGUGUUGUCUGUGCAGCAACUGAUGGAUUGCAGUGGGAAAUGGGGUAAUCACGGCUGUGAAGGCGGACUGAUGGACUCUGCAUUUAAAUACGUUAAAGACGUCGGAGGAAUAGAGAGCAGUGAGACGUAUCCGUAUUCCCCUCAGGAAGAAACUUGCAAGUUUAACAAAUCGGCCAUCGUAGCUAAAGUGACAGGCUACAAAGACCUUCCUAAGUCAGAGAAAGCCCUCAUGGCAGCCGUGGCGACCAUAGGUCCUGUAUCAGCCGCCAUUGAUGCUACCCAGCGCUCUUUUCAGUUAUACAAAUCAGGGGUGUAUGACGAACCCCACUGUAAGGAACAAGUAGACCACUCUCUUGUGAUUGUCGGAUACGGAGCUCUAGACGACAAGAAAUACUGGAUUGCUAAAAACAGUUGGGGUACAUCUUGGGGAGACAAAGGCUAUGUACUAUUGUCUAAAGACAAACACAACCAGUGUGGGGUUGCCAACACCUGUAGUUACGUCACUGUAUGACAACCUGUUACGUCAUCAUUACGUCAGGACUCGUGGCAACAUGUGGACAAAUAUUUCGUAGACAACGAAAUAUCAAACGAUUAAUGAUACAUUUCAGCCACGAAAUGUAUAUGUAAUGGAACAAUUACCAUGUCCCUUGAAAUCAGCUUUCAUUACAUUGUGUAAUAAAUGAAGAAAUGCGAUCGUCUUCCUUUUUGUUGUAAUAAAAUAACUAUCAUUUC
Messenger RNA from Ostrea edulis (European flat oyster), 1504 nucleotides. Its product is annotated as procathepsin L-like. Gene Ontology annotation, molecular function: cysteine-type endopeptidase activity. Bases 276 to 1283 code for a protein of 335 amino acids. NCBI's taxonomy places the organism in Eukaryota, Metazoa, Mollusca, Bivalvia, Ostreida, Ostreidae. Gene Ontology annotation, cellular component: lysosome. The record is from RefSeq and is a predicted model, not a curated record. The transcript has 8 exons.